AUUUAUUAAACCAAAAUAAACUACAUCAAAGACUUAUUUUAGAGACGGCUCGCACAUCUGUUUCUGUGAUUAUAUUCUACCCGUCGUGGGCGUCGUGGCGUUGACACUUGCUCGAGCUAACAAUUGAAAAAAUUCUUCUCGGUGAAAUUUCCGAGUAUCUCUUCAUUAAUGUGUUGUUCUAGUUUGGUGGUAGUUAUUUAUUAUCAUAGUCUCGAUUAAUUGCUACGGGUUGGUCAGAUAUUCUACUGAACACCAUCUCUUCACCGAACUAAGAAAUGAUACGAAAUAAUAUAUAUACUGGCCCAGUCUUAUCCAACCUUGUCAUUGGCAUGACAAAGCCUUGAUGGAGCCAUAACACACAAAGAUUGAUUGAGUAGUGCUCAGCAAUUUCAAUAUUUCCAAUUUAUAUAUUGAUUAAUUGAUUUCUUGGGGCAUCAUUUUAGAAAACACAUAAUUGCAUAAGUCGGUUUUACAGUACUAUAUAAGUCAGUUAGACAUUUACGCAGUCCCAGCUAAUAAGACGAUGGAGGAGUAUUACUCGUGUAGCUGCUGCUUGGUGCGCCCUCCGGACAAAGGCCUCAAGACACUGUAUAAUCAUUUCGGCAAAGCAGAGAUAUAUUAUGACAUGCUGAGAGAAUGCUUUGGUUUAAGUCUAAGUUUAGGAAAUGACGAGUGCGGGAUCUGCGAGGUGUGUGUGGUGCGGCUGCGGGACGCGAGUGACUUCAAGCUGCAAGUGCUGCGCGUCCAGGACGUACUGCACAAGCGGGUCUCGGGAGCACUCCCUGCCACUGAGGGUGACAAAUUCGACAUCAAGUUAGAGAAACCUACUGGAGAUGACGCCAUUUCGCGCGGUAUUAAGCAGGAGAGGCCGGAGGUGGAGAUGGCUGAUAACAACAUCGUCUCAGUUGCAUUACACGAAGGAUCACCAGCGCCAUUUGCUCAACCAGUAACUACCGCGUCCCACAGCGUCUCGCGCGCAUCAGCUCCGAACGUUACCAAGCGCAGCUCCCACACUGGAGAGAAACCUUACGCGUGCAACAUAUGCGACAAAAGAUUCGGUCAGAAAGGCCACUUUAAUGCUCAUUACGCAUACCAUAUAGGGAAAUUCAAAUUCUCUUGCGAAUUAUGCAAAAGGGGAUUCGUACAGAAACGUGAAUAUGUUACUCAUAUGCGGAUACACACUGGUGAAAAACCAUACGGAUGUGAUAUAUGCAACAAGAAAUUUAGACAUAAAGGCCAAUUAAACGUUCAUAAAAAUAGUCAUUUUAAAUAUGAUCAGAAUCGCUUAGAGCCAGGACAAAUAACAUGUAAAAAUGAGUCGUCAGAAGAAUCAGAAGAUCAAAGACCCGCUAAAUAUUUUACGUGUGAUAUAUGCAAGAAGCAAUUUGUUGAUAAAAACUAUUUAGACGCUCAUUACAAACAUCACUCUGGAGAUUAUCCGUUCACUUGCGACAUUUGUGCAAGGAAAUUUAAUACGCAGUUUGCCUUGAAUACUCAUAAAGUUGAUCACUCGAGAGGGAGACCUUUUAAGUGUGAAAAAUGCAAUAAAGGGUACACAACGAAAGGUGCUUUAACUCUACAUUUCAAAGUUCACACUGAGGAUUAUAAGCACGUAUGUCACAUGUGUAGUAAACGCUUCAUAACAAAGGAGAAUUUAAAUGUACAUAUGCGCGUACACACGGGGGAACAUCCUUAUACCUGUGUAACUUGUGAAACUAAGUUCCGCUAUAGAUAUAGCUUGAAGAAACAUUUAUUGGAGAAACACAACCAAGUUAUGGACAAACAAUUCAGUUGUGAUACUUGUGGGAAACGAUUUGCAUUACAGGGGACUUUAGUAAAACAUAUGAACAAACACACAGAGAAGGAAACGGCAGAUAAAAAGAAAGAUCUAGCAUUUAUGUGUGAAAUAUGUAGCAAACGAUUUUCGACAAUAGGUAUUCUAAAUAACCAUAGAGUCACACAUAAUGAAGAAAGACCUUUCGAGUGCGAAGUAUGUCAUAAAAAAUACCGAACGAAGACGAACUUACUGGACCACAUGCAGGUGCACGAGGAAAAAAAACACUCGUGUGAAGUAUGCGGCCAGCCAUUCAGACAUAAGUCUGCCUUGAAUGUUCAUAUCCGACGGAUGCACUCCGAAAACAGACCACAUGUUUGUGAUAUUUGUAAUAAGGCUUUUGUAGUUCUUGCUGAACUAAAAAUUCAUAAUCGUGUACACACUGGGGAAAAACCGUAUGCUUGCGAAAUAUGCUGUAAGAAAUUUCAGCGCCCUGGUAGAGUUAAGUACCAUCUUGUAAACGUCCACCACGAGAAGCCUACGAGAUUUGUCAAAUUAAAAGAAUUGAAUAAAUAUGACUAAAUUAAAAGUGACUUGUUGUGUAAAA
Molecule: messenger RNA, 2381 nt
Organism: Cydia strobilella
Lineage: Eukaryota; Metazoa; Arthropoda; Insecta; Lepidoptera; Tortricidae
Product: gastrula zinc finger protein XlCGF57.1-like
Exons: 6
Coding region: 524-2356 (610 amino acids)
Biological process (GO): regulation of transcription by RNA polymerase II
Cellular component (GO): nucleus
Molecular function (GO): RNA polymerase II transcription regulatory region sequence-specific DNA binding; zinc ion binding; DNA-binding transcription factor activity, RNA polymerase II-specific
Source: RefSeq, a predicted model, not a curated record